Messenger RNA from Canis lupus familiaris (dog), 1672 nucleotides. RefSeq names its product mitogen-activated protein kinase kinase 2 (gene MAP2K2). The record is from RefSeq and is marked validated. Gene Ontology annotation, molecular function: ATP binding; protein kinase activity. Gene Ontology annotation, biological process: protein phosphorylation. Lineage: Eukaryota; Metazoa; Chordata; Mammalia; Carnivora; Canidae.
GGACGGGCCUCCUCGGCUGCGGCGGCGGCUCCUCGGCCUCAGCCCCGGAGCCCCUCGGCGCCCCUCGGCCCGGUCCGCAGCGACGCCUCCGUUCGCCGCCCCGGCGCCCGCCUAGGCCGCAGCCGCAGCCCCGGGCUCGCGUCGGCGCCGCCCGCUCCCGGCCCGCCCCCUAUGGGCCCCGGCUAGAGGUGCCGCCGCCGCCGGCCCGCGGAGCCCCGAUGCUGGCCCGGAGGAAGCCGGUGCUGCCGGCGCUCACUAUCAACCCCGCCAUCGCCGAGGGCCCGUCCCCCACCAGCGAGGGCGCCUCCGAAGCAAACUUGGUGGACCUCCAGAAGAAGCUAGCAGAGCUAGAACUUGAUGAGCAGCAGAAGAAGCGACUGGAAGCCUUCCUCACCCAGAAGGCCAAGGUCGGGGAACUCAAGGAUGACGACUUCGAACGGAUCUCAGAGCUGGGAGCCGGGAACGGCGGGGUGGUCACCAAGGUCCAGCACAGACCUUCUGGCCUCAUCAUGGCGAGAAAGCUGAUCCACCUGGAAAUCAAGCCGGCCAUCCGGAACCAGAUCAUCCGCGAGCUGCAGGUGCUGCACGAGUGUAACUCCCCGUACAUCGUGGGCUUCUACGGGGCCUUCUACAGCGACGGCGAGAUCAGCAUCUGCAUGGAGCAUAUGGAUGGCGGCUCUCUGGACCAGGUGUUGAAGGAAGCCAAGAGAAUCCCUGAGGAGAUCCUGGGGAAGGUCAGCAUUGCGGUUCUCCGGGGUUUGGCGUAUCUCCGGGAGAAGCACCAGAUCAUGCACCGAGACGUGAAACCAUCCAACAUCCUCGUCAACUCCCGAGGGGAGAUUAAGCUGUGUGAUUUUGGGGUGAGCGGCCAGCUCAUCGACUCCAUGGCCAACUCCUUCGUGGGAACUCGGUCCUACAUGUCUCCAGAGCGGUUGCAGGGCACUCAUUACUCAGUGCAGUCGGACAUCUGGAGCAUGGGCCUGUCCCUGGUGGAGCUGUCCAUUGGAAGGUACCCCAUCCCGCCACCAGAUGCCAAGGAGCUAGAGGCCAUCUUCGGCCGGCCCAUGGUUGACGGGAUAGAAGGAGAGCCUCACAGCAUCUCACCACGGCCGAGACCCCCUGGACGCCCCAUCAGCGGUCAUGGGACGGACAGCCGGCCAGCUAUGGCCAUCUUUGAGCUGCUGGACUAUAUUGUGAACGAGCCGCCUCCCAAGCUGCCCAAUGGUGUCUUCACCCAGGACUUCCAGGAGUUUGUAAAUAAAUGCCUAAUAAAGAACCCAGCAGAGCGAGCAGAUCUGAAGAUGCUCAUGAGCCACACGUUCAUCAAGCGGUCCGAGGUGGAAGAGGUGGAUUUUGCCGGCUGGUUGUGUAAAACGCUGCGGCUGAAUCAGCCCAGCACGCCCACGCGCACCGCCGUGUGACGGGGUCCUGCGGGUGACCUGUCCGCCAUCCCACCUGCGCCCCGCCCCUCCCGCCCAGGACAGGCCAGCGCCUCCUCUCCCCACCCCAGCCUCUCCCUCUGCCUUCCGCGGAGCUGCCCGCAUACCCCGCAGUGGACACUGAGCCCCGCUCCCGCCUGUCCCAGCUGGUGUGGCCUCCGGUCCCCAGGGCGGGUGACGCUGCUCGCGGGGUCUUCUCAGACCUGCUUACUUAGGUUUCAAACAAAACAGGG